AUGGCAAGCCCAAAUUCAAGCUGGGCGGCGCCUUCACUUGCCCGCUAUCGGCCUGCUAUUCUAGCUUUGACCGCCCUUGCUGCAGGAUGUGCCAUUUACUAUAUCCGUGAGCAGAUAUGGUCUUCGUCGAUAGCACCAAAAGUGUCGCUGCAACGUUCAAAUGCGCGUAGGCAACGGCACCGUCCACGCAGAGAAUCAAGCGCUAGUGUUUUCAAUUAUCUAUCUCCUGGACCUACUGAGAGAUCGAGAUACGUACCGGAUGUUCCCUGGGGUACCGUCCCCGUGUCUCUGGACUUCCUUGCAAAUGCGGCUUUCGACCAGGAGACAUUCGGCGAUCACUUAUUUAUCUCCUCGGCUAGCAAUACAGCCCGCAUUGUUACCCCACUACGUCGUUGUAUGCCUUUGGGGCAGGACAUUCGAGUGGCCGCUGCCAGUGAUGAGGAAGCAUCGACCGUUAGAAGAGAGCUAGAGGAGGCUUUUCUGUGUUUCUAUUUCUGGAAGCAUAUUGCUCCGAGUCCUGUUACAGAAGAACAGUGGAGCUUGAUCAUUUCUCAACUUGAAGAGAAUGGCGGCUUCUCAGCUGAGACCAUUACUACCGCGUUGCAAUGGCACCAAGCGGGGAUACUUACAGAACGCAUCGAGUGGUGGGAGCGGCUUAUUGAAUACAGAUGUCGAGGUCGUGUAGAUGAAGGGCAGUCCCAUCAGCAGGACCCCAUCAAUGGCGACUUGGCAUCGACAAUGCAAACCCUCGAAGGACGGGAGACGGUCGCAGACGUUGACAGCGAACAUUCCUGGCGUGAGGAGAGUGGGACCAGUGACGGCCAAGAUGACGGCAAGGAAGGUCAAAACCUCGGUAACCUACUAUGGCGCAUAGCCGAGGAGCAGGCACGUAAAGAAAGCUACGUUCAUCGCGGAGUCACAUGCAAUAGCUGCAAUGCCAUGCCUAUAAAAGGAAUACGGUAUCGUUGCUCUAAUUGUGUGGACUUCGACCUGUGCGAAUCAUGCGAAGCUCUGCAGAUACACCCAAAAACUCACCUCUUUUACAAAGUGCGGAUCCCAGCACCUUUUCUUGGCAAUUCGAGGCAGACCCAACCCGUUUGGUAUACUGGCAGGCCAACCACCGUGACGUACAGCAUUCCCAAAGAGAUUAUGGAGAAAAUCCAGGGGGAGACUGGUUAUCAAUCUGUGGAAAUUGAGGCUCUUUGGGAGCAAUUCAGAUGUCUGGCAGCGACCGAGUGGGAUGACGACCCCAGUGAAUACAACCUAGCAAUCGACAGAAGGACGUUUGACAAAUGCUUCGUACCAAACACAUCGACGCGCCCUCCACCUCCAAAUUUGAUUUACGACCGCGCCUUCUCCUUCUACGAUACGGACAAUGAUGGAUUGAUUGGGUUCGGAGAAUUCAUCCAUGGACGUGCAGCUCUUACUAGUAAAAACCCUGGUGAACGUUGGAAGCGAGUUUUCAAAGGCUACGAUAUCAAUAAUGACGGCUUUGUUGAUCGCCGAGACUUCCUGCGAAUGUUCAGAGCAUACUAUGCGCGUACUAAAGAGCUCACGCUGGAUAUCGUCAACGCAAUGGAGGACGACGUCUCCGAAAAUGGAGCUAGGGAUAUCGUCCUCGGUAGCCAGCCCAUCAGCUCGGCAUUCUCUGGCGCUAUCCCGCCGGGUGAGCGAUCAAGAACAGGGGAGGGUAAAAGACAAGAUGAGUACGGUGAUUAUCAAAUCCAUGACGACAUUGGAGGGGCUGUUGAUGAUCGAGACCAUGGGGUGGCGAAUCCCGAUGAAGUACUCGCCGAUUCCACCGAAGCAGCCAGGUUUGGGAACACUCAACGGAAGGGAAUCAUUGGGCCCUGGAUUGGAGAUCUUAUCAAGAACGACAAAUGGCCUCCUGGGGCCAUUAGCCGCAAGGACCUCCAAAAGGUGUUCCCGCAUCUGAACGAGCUAAAAGACGUAACUAGCGUCCAGGAUCAGAAUGCCGUUCGACGCGCCGCUCAUAAAAGGGUCGCGAGAGAGCAUCAAGAACGUCAAUUCGUCCGACGAAUCGCCCUUCGCAACAGGAAACAGAGGCAGUCUUUCUAUCUCGAUGGCGGAGACGCUGCUAAGGAAGAGAAACAAUCAGAAUCUGAAGACGAAGGCAAUGCUGCUUCACGGCGCAAGAAUGACAAGUCACGAAAGGACGAUCUCGUACGUAUCUUAGGAUCCAGCAAAGCCGGCGAGUUCCGUACGCGUUUGAUUGAAUGCAUUGAAGCUAUGGAUUGGCCUCUAGAGUCUUCAGAAAAGUUGAUUAAUGUUGUCUUUGAGAUGAUCUUUAAUGAGUGGGGCGGUAAAGAAAUCGCCGAGGACUUGUCGGGAUAUGGGUCACUUCAGCAUGAUGCUAUUGACUUCGUUGCAACAUUUGAUUCGCUCAUCAGCCUCAUGAGCGAUGCGAUCAAAGUUCCGGGUCCUCAAGAAUCGGCAGACGAGCAACGCAAAUCUCUUCCGUCGUCGUCUUCACGUCGGUCGCGCUCAUCAUCAAAGGUCCGCUUUCGAGACGACGUAGGUACCGACGACGAGCACGAAUCUCGAUCCAGAGCAACAUCGAUCUCUUCACGUAGUAUUCCCGUGAACGAACGCUGGGGCGGUUUUGUACCCGAGCCUGACAAAGAUGUUGGUCGCGAAGUGCUCUACCAGGUCACACAAGAAGCACUCAACGAGCUGCUUGACCCUGUUUUCAGGUUGAGGGAAGACCUCGCGCUUGCGGCGGUUCGUACGAGGCGCAUGAGAGACCGGCAUCGGGCAGAAAUUAUCGCUUUCGUGAAGGACCCCAGGGACAUUAAAGAGCAUAUGGAUAUCUACCAGAAGCGGUGGCGUCUCAAACAACAAAGUUUGCAAGAGGGCUAUCUGGGUAUCCAAGAGAUCGAAGAGACAUUCGGCGCCGAUGAAUUCCUCGCAUUUAUGUCACGAACAGAAGCAGGCGAACUAGAUAGUCAAACUGGGGAACGAUGUUCUCGGUGCAAAGUAUCGGGAGUUGAGUCCUGGAUCUGGGCCGGCCGGUUUUGCACUCAAUGCGGUAAACCCUCUGCAGAGGCAGUAAGGUUUACGGCGACCAGUCCUAAGGACCCGCCGGUUGCUUGUCCUAGUUGCGGUAGAGGGAUGCCGGCUUCUGCUAACGGCUGCAGCAGUUGCGGUGCUACUUUACAGAAAGUCAUUGAUGAAACGGAAAAGUUGUGGAAGGUUCUGCGUGGGAGCCAAGGAAAUUCGGACCGAGAAGUCAUGCAAGAGGAAGGGGAGCUCAAAAAUACGCCCAAUGAAGACCCCGAAGCGCUCGAAGAUCUUCACAUCUCCGUCACAGCGUUCAACGAGGCCAAUUCCCCAGCUCUAGAAGAGACAAUCGCCCAGAAGCCUCUAGAGGACCUCCUAAUUGAAUCAGGCUACGCUGCCACCUCUUCUAGCAACCCUUAUAGCACCCUAUCGCAACCACCAGAUCCGACACUCCCACAGAAUAGACCCGAUGGAACCCUUGAAGUUCCCACGAACCUCCAACUAGACGGCGCCAGCGACAUUGCAACUUCAGUAUCGGCCUCUUCUCAACACAGUCUCCAUACAGAACAAGCACGGAUUCCGACCGUGCGUUCGGGUGAACCUCCCAAAUCUCCAACCCCAGACCCGACACUGCCCCAGAAUCGACCGAACAGCCUCACCACACCUUCGGCCAAAUCCAACAAGGACACUCCUACCUCCACCUCCACUCUCGAACUCACACCUAAAGUAACCACGAACGGCGUCCUGUCCGAUCACCACUCUGGCCAAGACCAGAACCCCGACGAUAAUGAUGAUGCUCUAGCGGAUCCCAACACAUUAAUGUACUAUGCUGCGCUGGAUAUACUUGAGGCAGAGGAUAAAGAACGCGGUGGACCGGGUAGACUGAGCUUCGCUGAGUGGGAAGACAUUAUGAGGGGAGAAAAGGGACAAGCGCUAGGAUUCCUAGGAAGCUGGAUUGAGAUCGCGAGCUUUUAA
Messenger RNA from Letharia columbiana, 3996 nucleotides. RefSeq lists its product as uncharacterized. Bases 1 to 3996 code for a protein of 1331 amino acids. Gene Ontology annotation, molecular function: K63-linked polyubiquitin modification-dependent protein binding; calcium ion binding; protein kinase C binding. Lineage: Eukaryota; Fungi; Ascomycota; Lecanoromycetes; Lecanorales; Parmeliaceae. The transcript has a single exon. Gene Ontology annotation, biological process: endosome organization; mitophagy; aggrephagy. The record is from RefSeq and is a predicted model, not a curated record. Gene Ontology annotation, cellular component: aggresome; amphisome.